AUGUGGAUUGAAGAAAAUGUAGAACGUUCCAAGUCGUCCAACCCAAUAUUCUCACUAUGUUGCAAGAAGGGUAAAGUCGUUCUUCCACCAUUGCAAAAAUCGCCUCAGCUGUUGAGCGACCUUCUGGAAAAUAGGCACGAAAAGAGCAAGAAAUUUAUCGAGGAUAUUCGUGCUUAUAAUAUGAUGUUCUCAUUCACCUCGAUGGGUGGAAAAUUGGAUUAUUCCAUAAAUCAAGGUGUCGGACCUUAUACGUUUCGGUUGAGAGGUCAGAAUCUGCAUCGCAUUGGGAGUUUAUUACCAAUGAAGAAAUACAACAUCGAAAAAAAUGCUGUGAGCAAAGGAAAAUCCAAUGACUUCGAUGAUUCUAUUGUGAAUGACCUGAAACAAAUGAUCGACGAGAGCAGUCCAUAUGCAAAGAUUUAUAGAAUGGCUGCUGAUCAUAUUUCACGAGAUAACUCAGUGGAUGUGAAGCUUCGUCUUAUAGGAAAGAGAUCAAGAGAUGGAAGGACAUACAAUAUGCCAACUACAAUAGAGGUGGCUGCUCUUAUUGUUGGAGAUUUUGAGUGUAUGCCUGAUAAGAGAGACGUAAUUGUUGAGAAGAGAAGCGGUGAACUCCAGCGCAUCAAUGAAUUUCAUCCUUCAUACCUUUCUCUUCAAUACCCACUUAUAUUCAUUUAUGGAGAGGAUGGAUUUUAUCUAGACAUUCCACAUAAUGAAUCUCAAUCCAGUGCUCUCUCCAAAAAGAGAAAGACAAAAAAGAAUGAAUCUCAAUCCAGUGAUCCCUCCAAAAAGAGAAAGAGAAAUGAAGAAGAGUCGGAAGAGAGCAAAAGGAAUACGCUUACAUUGAGGGAAUUCUUAGCAUUCAGAAUGCAAGACAGGGAAGAUGAAGGUCAACAACUUCUUCUUUCUAGACGUUUGCUUCAACAAUUUAUUGUUGACGGAUACACCAUGAUGGAAACUCAAAGGCUACAAUGGAUCCAUUACAACCAACCAUCUCUUAGGUCGGAAAGAUACAAUAAUCUUAAUGAUUCAAAAAAUAAAGGAAACACAGACAGUUCAUGUGUUGGCAAGCCUCUCAUUCUUCCAUCAUCUUUCACAGGAGGGAAGCGGUACAUGAUUCAGAAUUAUCAAGAUGCUAUGGCUAUUUGCAGGUGGACUGGAUAUCCAUCAUUGUUUAUUACUUUCACAUGUAAUCCGAAAUGGCCUGAGAUAUCGAGAUUUGUUAAAAAAAGGGGACUGAGGCCGGAAGAUAGGCAAGAUAUAUCUGUUCGUAUCUUCAGAAUCAAACUUCGCGAACUUUUGGCUGAUUUGAAGAGCGGUAAGGUUUUUGGCCAACCAACUGCACUUGUUGCAACCGUCGAAUUUCAGAAGCGAGGGCUCCCUCAUGCUCACAUCAUUCUUUUUAUUAAGAGUGAAGAUCAGCGUUACUUGAUAGAGAAUAUAGAUGAUUUCAUAUGUGCAGAAAUUCCAAAGAAAGAGGAAAAUCUCGAACUAUAUAACGCAGUUGCUGAAUGUAUGAUGCACGGUCCUUGCGGUCCAGACAGAUUAAACUCACCUUGCAUGGUGAAUUCAAAGUGCUCAAAGAGAUACCCGAAGGACUACACUGAUCAUACAAAACUUGAUGAUAACGGAUACCCAACCUAUAUGAGGAGAGACGCGGGAAUAACCGUGGAUAAAAAUGGAAUCUUACUUGAUAAUAGGUUCGUUGUUCCGUACAAUUCAUAUUUAAUUUUGAAGUAUCGAGCUCACAUCAAUGUUGAGUUCUGCAAUCAGGGACAAUCCGUGAAGUAUCUUUUCAAGUACAUCAACAAGGGUAGUGACAGGAUGGGUGCCAGAAUAACUAAGACCAAUAACGAUGAAAUUAGUGAGUACGUCGAUUGUAGAUACAUUUCUGCGUGCGAGGCUAUGUGGAGAAUAUUUGAGUUCAAAAUUCACCAUCGGACUCCGCAUGUAGAACGUUUGUCUUUCCAUUUGGAGGGAGAGCAAACAUGUGUGUUUAGAGAAGGCGAUUACAUUGAUAAUGUGUUGGUCAAGAAUACCAUUGCAGAAUCUCAAUUUCUACAAUGGAUGGAAAUAAAUAAAACAGAUCCGGAUGCUCGGAAGUUAUUGUAUAGUGAGCUUCCACAACACUACGUUUGGAAUGCAACGGAUCAAGUAUGGACCAAAAGAGACCGAGGUUUUGGCAUUGGACGCAUCUUCCAUGUCGCCCCGUCCGCUGGAAAAAUAUAUCAUCUUAGGAUACUACUGAAUCAUGUGAGGGGUGCAACAUGUUAUGAGGACUUUCGUAGGGUGAAUGGAGAACUAAAAGAGAGUUAUAAGGAAGCAUGCUAUGCAAUGGGUUUGUUAGACGACGAUAAGGAAUACAUCGAAGGAAUUAUUGAAGCAAGUUCAUGGGGGUUCUGGAGAUUACCUACGUCGCCACUUUACUACUUUACUCAUCUCGAAUAG
This is a messenger RNA of Salvia miltiorrhiza (redroot sage), 2448 nucleotides long. RefSeq lists its product as uncharacterized. The record is from RefSeq and is a predicted model, not a curated record. Lineage: Eukaryota; Viridiplantae; Streptophyta; Magnoliopsida; Lamiales; Lamiaceae. The coding region runs from base 1 to 2448 and encodes 815 amino acids. The transcript has 4 exons.